ACUACAUCAAAGGACACCAUGGUUUCAUCUGGAUCCAGGAUGUCACCAAACUCAUCAUUCUCCUCUCAGUCCUCUUUGGAUCUGCACCUUUCCCCCAUCAACACCUCCAUCUCUUUAUAUGUAGUCUGUCUCAUCUCUAAACCGAGCUCCUACAUCUAUCGUGCAUUUAACAUCACCACCAUCUUCCUCGUCCUCCCAAUCUGCAUCCUCAUCCUCCAACAUGGUCUCCAAGAGUGGAGGAAAAAAGGCUCCACCUUCAUGGAAGUACUGAGUCACUCUGACUGCUUCACCUACAACAUCAUCAUCAUGGACCUGUUUGCUGUCUUAGCGUGUGUCUUCACCUAUUGUGGUAUCGUCAUGAAUAAUUUAAACAUGUUAUCCUUGUCAAUGAUUUUUUACUCUUUCUCCUGCUUUGGACAAAUUUUCUUUCACAUGCUGACUUGUGUGGAGCACUACAUGGCUGCUGUUCAUCCCAUCACUUAUCGGAGCUUAAGGAAAGAAAGAGGGGUCAGAAUCAGGAAUAUCAGCAUAGGCUGUGUUUGGCUGCUUUGCUUUGCAUUAACAGGUUUCAUAAUGAUAGACGAUAUCAUCCUCGCCAUUGUGAAUAUAUGUCUCGUGACAUUGUCUUUAACCGUCUCCUCCUUCUGCAGCCUUUCUGUUCUCUGUGUCUUAAUUCAUCCAGGUCCAAGAGAAGAGAGCAGGAACAGAGACAGGGUUGACCAAUCAAAGAAGAGAGCAUUUUACACCAUUGUGACCAUACUGGGAAUACUGGCAUUGAAAUCUCUUUGGGAUCUGAAUUGGUCUGUAGUGUAUAUUACAGGAGGACUUAAUGGAUGUAUUUUAAUGUCAUGGGGUUCCUGGUUUAAUAUUCCCAGCAACCUCUUGUUGCCUCUGCUGUUUCUAUACAGAAAGGGUAAAUUUGUGUGCUUCAAGAAAAACAUGGAAUGA
Molecule: messenger RNA, 948 nt
Organism: Oreochromis niloticus (Nile tilapia)
Lineage: Eukaryota; Metazoa; Chordata; Actinopteri; Cichliformes; Cichlidae
Exons: 2
Coding region: 19-948 (309 amino acids)
Biological process (GO): positive regulation of Rho protein signal transduction; phospholipase C-activating G protein-coupled receptor signaling pathway
Cellular component (GO): plasma membrane
Molecular function (GO): lysophosphatidic acid receptor activity
Source: RefSeq, a predicted model, not a curated record